Messenger RNA from Saccharomyces cerevisiae S288C, 1818 nucleotides. It is a transcript of the gene APM2, whose product is annotated as Apm2p. Gene Ontology annotation, biological process: vesicle-mediated transport; intracellular protein transport. The coding region runs from base 1 to 1818 and encodes 605 amino acids. Lineage: Eukaryota; Fungi; Ascomycota; Saccharomycetes; Saccharomycetales; Saccharomycetaceae. Gene Ontology annotation, cellular component: Golgi membrane; early endosome membrane; membrane coat. The record is from RefSeq and is marked reviewed. The transcript has a single exon.
AUGUCGUCAAGCCUUUUUAUCCUGGAUGAAAAUCUGGAGCCAUUGGUAUCGAAGAAUAUUAGAGCACUACCGAAUCUAUCGUCGGUUCUUUCAAGUUUCAAACAAUGUUAUCAUGACGGGUCGCCUCCAAUUCUCUCCCAAAACGAUUGGUUCUUUAUACAUUUGAAGAGAGACUUUCUGCAUUUCGUUUCAGUGAUACAUACCACAGACAAACCAAAUAUAGACUUAAUGACUAUACUAGCCUUUUUGGAACAAUUUUAUCAUCUUUUACAAAAAUAUUUUGAAAUCGAGGUCUUAACUAAGAAUGUCAUACUGGACAACAUCUUACUUGUCCUGGAGUUGAUUGAUGAAUGUAUAGACUUUGGUAUCGUACAAGUGACGGAUCCAAGUAUCAUCAAGGACUACAUUCGUGUGAAGGUCAACGUACCAAGAGUUACAGUAGACAAUGAGGAGUGGAGCCCUGGUGAAGAGAGCAGUAGUAGUAGCGGUAGCGAUAGCGAUAGCGAGUACAGCAAUACUAAUAAGAGGAAGGAUAAGAAGAAGAAAAGGAAGAAGAAAAAGGGCACUAAAGGGAAAAGCGUGGGCAAAAGUAAAUUAAAAAGUAUAAUGGUAAACAAUAAAGAAAAUAGGGGCAUAAACGUGGUGGAAACUGUCAAGGAGACACUAAGGAACAAGAAUGAUACCGGUAAAGAAGCCGCUAAUGACGAGCUCCCCAAUGACGGUAAUGAUUUAUACAUCAAUGGCGAUAUUGCGAAGACGAUUAUAAUGCCCAUAUCAUGGAGAACAAAGGGGAUACAUUACGCCAAAAACGAGUUCUUUCUUGAUGUUAUUGAACGUGUUCAGUACUUGAUGGAUUUUGAAAAAGGAGUGAUUAGGAAAAAUCUGAUACAUGGAGAGAUUGUGUGCAGAUGCUAUUUAUCAGGGAUGCCCAAACUGAAAAUAUCCAUAAACAAGAUACUGAACAGGGACCCCCAGUUCAUGUCGAAUUCCAGCUUUCAUCAGUGUGUUUCACUAGAUUCCAUAAACACUAUUGAAAAAGAUGAAGAAAAGAAUAGUGACGAUGAUGCUGGUUUGCAGGCCGCCACAGAUGCAAGAGAAAUCGAAUUUAUACCGCCGGAUGGCGAAUUUGUUCUUUGCCAAUACGAGUUGAAGAGACAUGUAAAGGAUGCGCCGAUGGUGAGGUUGAAAGAUUUUGAAAUCAAACCUAAACUGAAGAAGUUUAAAAUCCAAAUUGUAACCAAAAUUCAAACAAAUUUUAAACCCACCAACUCAACGUCGAAGCUAAACGUGAGAAUUCCCCUGACAAAAGUCUUCCAGGAAUAUAAAAUAGACCUCAGCAAGCAAAUUAGAUUCAAGGCAAACAUCGGCAAGGUCGUGUUUAACUUGAGUGACGAUUUUCUCCUCUGGGAGAUACAAACCAUGAAGGGGCACCGAGAACAUAGCACAAACAAGAGCUCACAGUACAACAGCGACGAAGAUGAUCCAAAUACGUGUGCAUCCAUGGUGGCAGAGUUCCCCCUCUUCAACCAGGAAGAAUAUGACCGCCUGCAAGAAGAAAUGAAAACCUCAAUGAAUCCGCCGCCCUUGCGCACGGGACCCAGGCUGGAAGAACUAUAUAGACAAGUGCACGACCAACAAACUUCCCACGUUACUCCUCGAGAUAAGUUGGUCAACAUUGAUUUCGAGAUUCCGUACUGUACAUGCAGUGGCCUGAAAGUUGAGUACUUGAAGGUCGAAGAGCCACAAUUGCAGUACCAGUCUUUCCCCUGGGUCAGAUACAAGACCGUCAGCGACGAAGAGUACGCAUAUAUUGUUUGA